This is a messenger RNA of Cephus cinctus (wheat stem sawfly), 936 nucleotides long. RefSeq names its product 60S ribosomal protein L7 (gene RpL7). Gene Ontology annotation, cellular component: cytosolic large ribosomal subunit. Gene Ontology annotation, molecular function: structural constituent of ribosome; RNA binding. Gene Ontology annotation, biological process: maturation of LSU-rRNA from tricistronic rRNA transcript (SSU-rRNA, 5.8S rRNA, LSU-rRNA). NCBI's taxonomy places the organism in Eukaryota, Metazoa, Arthropoda, Insecta, Hymenoptera, Cephidae. Bases 45 to 890 code for a protein of 281 amino acids. The transcript is spliced from 6 exons. The record is from RefSeq and is a predicted model, not a curated record.
CGUGAAGUGCACAGAGCUUCGUGAUUUCUUUUCCAAGUGCGAGAAUGGCGGAUACGCAGAAGAAAGCUCCUGCCGCCCCAGCUACUCCUGCUGCACCAGCUACUCCUGCUGCACCAGCUUCAGCAGCCCCCAAAGCUGCUAAAGCUGCCAAAGCUGCUCCUGCAGGGAAAAAAUUGCCGGCCGUUCCUGAGUCUGUACUCAAGAGGAGAAAGCGUCGCGAUAAUGCUAAAGUUGCAGGACUCCAAGUAUCGAUCAAGCGCCGUGCAGAUCACUACAAGAAGAGGAAAGAAAUCUUCAAAAGGGCUGAGCGUUAUGUUAAGGAGUACAGAACUAAGGAGCGUGAUGAGAUUAGGUUGAUUAGACAAGCUAAAAAUCGUGGAAAUUAUUAUAUUCCUGGAGAAGCUCGUCUUGCUUUUGUCAUCCGUAUUCGUGGUGUUAAUCAAGUUGCUCCCAAGGUCCGCAAAGUACUUCAGCUUUUCCGUCUGAAGCAGAUUAACAAUGGUGUGUUUGUAAGAUUAAACAAAGCCACUAUUAACAUGCUGCGAAUCGUUGAGCCCUACAUCACCUGGGGAUACCCUAACCUGAAAUCUGUUCGCGAAUUGAUCUAUAAACGUGGAUUUGCUAAGAUCAACAACCAGCGAAUUCCGAUCACGAGUAAUUCAAUCAUCGAAAGGAAAUUGGGUCGCUCUGGCAUCAUUUGUACUGAAGAUUUGAUCCAUGAGAUCUUUACCGUUGGCGUCAAAUUCAAGUAUGCCAGCAACUUCCUCUGGCCUUUCAAGCUAAACACCCCCAACGGCGGAUGGCGCAAGAAGACCAACCACUACGUCGAGGGUGGUGACUUUGGAAACCGUGAGGACAAAAUCAACGAACUCCUCAGACGAAUGGUUUAGAUUUACAAUAAACUUGACAAAUAAAACUAUACGUCCUAAAAAUCAA